UGGUCGAUGCCCAUUUUACUAAGAUCAACGAUAUAAUGUAAAAAACGUCUAAAUUGACAGUCAUGACGACAUCGUUUAUGAUCUGGCCGAGAGGUGCGGCAGAAGCGAACAGUCAGAUUACUGCGAGGACCAAAAACGGCUAUUUUGAUUGCAGAUGCUCGGAAACACAGAGGUUUAAAUUGAGGUCGUGAUAUCCAUAGAAGCAAAUUGCUCAAGAUUUUAACAAGACUGGUGUGCUAAAAAGAACAGGCCUGAUGGAGGAUACAGGAACUGAGUUAACUUCAUCUGAACCCGAUGCUCUCGGUGCAGACUUUAUCACAGUCGAACUCGAUACCCAGCCCAUUGAGUAUGUGGUCAAGUGGGCUGAGGUGGGAUCUAAAUUCACUCUUUCCUGCGUGAAAAGGGAAUCAGAUGAGAGCUUCCCGUCUGACCAGCUGGUUAAAACGGAAUCUGAUGAGAGGUUCUUUGUCCCAUAUGAGGCUGUGUAUGCGGAGUGUGAGGACACAGAAACUGGCCUGAUCGCCUCGCAGGAGGAGGAGGUAAGGAGUGUCUCGGAUGUAGAUGAGCACACGGUGCUCGUGAGCUCCCAGCUUGGGGAGGAGGAGGAGGAGGAGGAGGAGGACGAUGAUGGCUCAGACAGUGAUUGGGAUAAAGGUGGUUCCCAUUCGAGAAGUAGGCUGUACAACUGCCACAUCUGUGGGAAGAGCUACAGCCACUCGUCUAGUCUGGCACGCCACCUACACCUGCAUUCUACAGGUGACCAUUUGACCAAUUCCACUUCACCGCUUUCUAAAGUGAGUGGCAAAUCAGAGGAUGGGAAAAAGCUUUUGCAGUGCAACUUGUGUGGCGUGCGAUGCAAUGGCAAGCGGCUCCUGGCAAUCCAUAAGAAGUGCCACAAAAUCAAGAGACUGCACACAUGCAAUGCAUGCGGCAAGUCAUUUAACCACAGCUCGAGCCUUUCGCGCCACAGGCUGAUCCAUAAAAAAGGCCUGGACAAAAACCUAAAGCCACUAUACACGACACCCCCAUCGAUGCCCCCCGUAACCCAUCAGAGCCGUUCGUCUGGUCGUGGAUCAAAGAAGAAGAAGUCACAGCAAGCAGAAAGCAAAUUUGCUGUUGGUGAGAAGCAGUACCAGUGCACACAAUGCGACAUGGUGUUCAGCACAUCCACCAAUCUGUCAAAGCACCAAGUGUCUCACGUGCGGCAGUUGCUCAACUCCUAUGCGCAGGGCAGAGACACACUGGACAAGUCCUCAGACCUGAAGAUCCGUCUAAAGCUCUGCUCACGUGACAAACCCAAUUACUAUACUCUGUGUAAGAAGAACAAGCGCCGCAAAGGUGGCAAGAAAAGGCUGCCAUUGGUCGAUGAUGAUCAGCCAUAUUCAGGCUGCGGCGUCGCCCUAGCCAAGUUCGAGCAACCGCAUACUGGUGACCGGCGCUACACCUGCAAUGUGUGCAAGAAGACCUUUGUGCGCUUGUCCAACCUGAAGCAGCACCAGCAGACGCAUGCCUCUGGCAAGCUCUAUGAGUGCCAGCACUGUGGGAAGACCUUCGUUCACUCAUCUAGCUUCUCGCGCCACAAGAAGGUUCACUCUGGGUUAAAGCAGGUGCCUAAACAAUGUAAACGUGAGCUAAUCGACGAGAGCGCACCUCUGGAAUCUGAGUCUGAGUGAGAGACCCUCACGUUCCAGGACUGUCCAAGCACAGCUUAUGGAAAAGUCCUUAUUUUUGUGUGUCCCCCCUUUCCUUUUCCUUUAUUUUUUCCCAGUCUUUUCUUAUUUUGUUAAAGGACAGAUAAAUUGGCAUUGCUCUCAUUGUGAAGUGGGUGUGGUGAUGUGUGAAGCGAGGCUGUGUGUUAUCAGCAAUAGGCGUCAACAUGAUGAUGUUUUGAUUUUUUUCAUUUGAUUUUUAUUAUUUUUUUGGGGUAGUGUUAGAGGAUGCUCAGGCCAUUUUUGGCAGUGUAAAGUAUAAAAGACUUGUACAUUUUUGUUGACAUUCCCUUUUUGGUCAUGGUUAGGGACAGUUAAUUUAAUGGCAGGGUAAUUGUUUUGCCAGGUCUAUAGUGUUAUUUAUGUCUACCUUUUUAUUUGUAGUCAUUCAUAACAAAACGAUUGACAUUAGCAUUGCAGAUGUUAAAUAUUUUGGAUGCUUGCACUAAACACACCUGAAAACAAGAUGAAGUACUUAAGAGAAAAGAUAGCAGGGUUUAAAUGAGUAAAUAAUAUUUGGAACCCAAACCUGCUCUUAAUGGGCCUAUAGUAGUUUCUGUGGUUAACAGCACCCCAAAAGACACAGAAAUUGUUAAAGGAUGGGUUUGAUAUCAAGACAAAAUUCAACAUUUGGACCUUUGUUUGGCCAGAAAUCUUGUAUUCUCUCUUCCCUUUACCUUAGACCAACAAAUAUAACCACCUAAUCUCCUCAUAUUUUCACUUUUCUUUUGGCAACUGGUUUUUAUGAUCAUUAAACACAUACAUACACUCAGUGACUUGUAUACAUUGGUUCAGAUUUAAAUGUUGACUUAAAUAUUUGAAGAAUUGGAUGUGUGUUCUGACCUGCCAAGUAGACAAGCCUUCUUGAAAGAAUUUUUCUUUUUCAUGUUUGAUUCAUCAGAUCUGGAGUCAAAGUUUUGUUCUGCACAGUGCUCGGUUCUCUAGUACUGUUCUUCCUUCGUCUGAUUGAUUAAAGCGCGGAACUUCUGAAAGGUUGCUUGUCCAUUUUUCAACCUGUGAAGUCCACAUGGGUUACGCAGAACUGCAAAUUGUGGUGCAGCCGUCAAGGGCAAUGUAUUCACAAACGGUGACUUCACAUAAAUUAGUGUGUGUGUGCAUGUUGAAUAUAUUGAGAGAAUAUACUCACCAAAAUAUAUAUACAUUUUAAAUAUGUGCAUAUGUGUAAAAAUGAGAAAUGCCAUGAAGAAAAAGUUAUAAUGUGUGAAUGAUUUGUGAAUAAUAACUUUGAAUAACUAAUGAAAUAACCAGGGGAUUUCAUAUUUCACCAGGCAUUGCACUAUCGAUUAAACAAAAACAAACCAAGCACUACAUACCUGCAAAUCCGGAAAUAAAAAUGUUAGUGUUCAAAAAAAAAAAAAAGGUAGGCCAUGCUAGAUUAAAAGUUUAGAAUACUAAUGCUUUUUUUGUUGUUUUUUGUUUUAAACCCACUCAGUACUCUUCACACCUGUUUCAAAUGUUUGCUUUAUAAGACAGAAGUAUAGAUUGCAUAGUAUAGUUUACAACAGAUCUUCAGACUUCUCUGAUGCUGUCAUUGACUGAGCACCACCAAAGCAUUUAGGAAGCAACUGUCCACAUGCACUCGAUUGGUUCCCUGUCAGUCGUGCGCCUCAGCAGCGUGUUCUCCGUACACUUCAACGUUAAAAUCGACGUGAUGAUCUACUUAAUCUUCUCUUGUUCAAACGUAGGUUAAAUAGCAAUGACUAACCUGUGACGUUGCUUGUUUGAAUCAUGAAUCAUUGCGGAUGUCUCGAGACGAACAAAUCAAGCACAGCUCUGAUCUCGGACUCGGAUCGAUGUUUGUUAUGGGGGGAAAAAACAAAGGAAAAACAUAAAUAUGCUUGGUACUCGAUUUUUCUUUGUUUGUUUUGAAAUAGUUCCUCUGUUCACCUUGAAGCUGAGGGUCAAAUUACCUCAGUAAAAACAUUCAUUUAAUCUUAUUAGUCUCUUCUUGCCUCCAACUUUCUUCUGCAGUAAACAGGUUCUUUCUUGUUUUCUGCACUUCUCUCUCUCUCUCUCUCUCUCUUAUGGGUCAUGUCCAUAUCAUUACCUUCUGUUUUUAACCGCUGUCGUUGUCUCAUUUUUUUGAUGCAGCGGACCUACAUCUAAUAUGAGGUGUAUGUUUUUGUGUUGUGUUUGCCAUUAGAAGACGGUUUAUGAAUUUUCUGUCUUGCAGUUUUGUAAUAAACCAUUGGAUCAAA
This is a messenger RNA of Tachysurus fulvidraco (yellow catfish), 3928 nucleotides long. RefSeq names its product zinc finger protein 345. The transcript has 2 exons. The record is from RefSeq and is a predicted model, not a curated record. Lineage: Eukaryota; Metazoa; Chordata; Actinopteri; Siluriformes; Bagridae. The coding region runs from base 255 to 1673 and encodes 472 amino acids.